Dromaius novaehollandiae (emu) is the source of this 1041-nucleotide messenger RNA. It is a transcript of the gene VPS28, whose product is annotated as VPS28 subunit of ESCRT-I. Gene Ontology annotation, biological process: protein transport to vacuole involved in ubiquitin-dependent protein catabolic process via the multivesicular body sorting pathway. Gene Ontology annotation, cellular component: ESCRT I complex. The record is from RefSeq and is a predicted model, not a curated record. Bases 149 to 814 code for a protein of 221 amino acids. Gene Ontology annotation, molecular function: protein-containing complex binding. NCBI's taxonomy places the organism in Eukaryota, Metazoa, Chordata, Aves, Casuariiformes, Dromaiidae. The transcript has 9 exons.
GGCCAGCCGAGCGCCGAGCCGCCGCCAUUUUGCGGAAGUGCGGCGCGGCGGCGGCUGGGAACCGGCGCCAGCCCCAGACCCCGACCCCGACCCCGACCCCUCCGGGCCGGGGGCGCGUUGGGAGAAGGCGCCGCUCGUCCCGCGCAGGAUGUUUCACGGUAUCGCGGGCCCGCCCGGCAUGGGAGCCCCCGGGAACAAGCCGGAGCUCUACGAGGAGGUGAAGCUCUACAAGAACGCGCGGGAGCGAGAGAAGUACGACAACAUGGCCGAGCUCUUUGCCGUGGUGAAGACGCUGCAGGCGCUGGAGAAGGCGUACAUCAAGGACUGCGUCUCCCCCAACGAGUACACCGCGGCCUGCUCCCGCCUCCUGGUCCAGUUCAAAGCCGCCCUCAAGCAGGUGCAGGGCUCCGAGGUCAGCUCCAUCGACGAGUUCUGCCGCAAGUUUCGGCUCGACUGCCCGCUGGCCAUGGAGAGGAUCAAGGAGGAUCGGCCCAUCACCAUCAAGGACGACAAGGGCAACCUGAACCGCUGCAUCGCCGACAUCGUCUCCCUCUUCAUCACGGUGAUGGACAAGCUGCGCCUGGAGAUCCGAGCCAUGGACGAGAUCCAGCCGGACCUGCGGGAGCUGAUGGAGACGAUGAACCGCAUGAGCCACCUGCCCCCCGACUUCGAGGGGCGGCAGAAGGUGAACCAGUGGCUGCAGACGCUCAGCGGCAUGUCCGCCUCCGACGAGCUGGACGACUCCCAGGUGCGGCAGAUGCUCUUCGACCUGGAGUCGGCCUACAACGCCUUCAACCGCUUCCUGCACUCCUGAGGCGGCCCGGCCCGCGCCGCGGACUGCGGGCGCCGGCGCUGCCCUGCUGCAAACCUCCCGGCCGCAGCGAGGUGGGAGACGCUUCCUCCGCCCUCCCUGCAGCGCCCGGUUUGGGGGCUUGGGCCCCCGUCCUUACCCGCGUUACGAGCGAGCUGCAGCGGCUGGGCUGCCCCCGCGCCGCGUGCCGCCUGUGCCGGUGCGGACAGGCAAUAAACCCUCCUUGGUCA